AUGCGCUCGUUCACUAUCGCCGCCGCUGCCGCCCUCAUCUCCUCAGCCUAUGCUUCUCCAUGGGCUAUGGGCGGUCUCUGGGGAGGAAAAUCCGACCCAACCAAGUGUUUGAACCAAGCUACUGCUCAGUAUCUGGUUGACGGUUUUGGCAAACUCAUCUCCGCCUACACCGACGCUGACGCCCAGAAGCUGUUGGCCGACAACCUCGUCGACUAUUCUGACUCCAUCAACUCCCUCAUCGGCCAGCCAGUUGGGGGACCUACCUUUCCAAGCAAGGCAGCUUUCAUGGCGGGACAGGGCUCUCAGCCUCCAGUUCCUUUCCAACUUCUUGCCCUCGAGGCCUUCAACUGUGACACCAUCUCCUUCCGAUGGCUUGCUGGUCUCCAGCCUCAGCCAGUGAAGGGUAUCACGGUCCUGAAAGCCUCCAACAGCCAAGGCCAGAAGGACACAUGGCAGAUCAGCACCAUCUAUACCGAAUUCAACAGCAUUGCUUGGUUGGAGGAUAUUGGUGGCAACGUGACCUACCCCAGCCACUAA
This is a messenger RNA of Cladophialophora psammophila CBS 110553, 537 nucleotides long. RefSeq lists its product as uncharacterized. Lineage: Eukaryota; Fungi; Ascomycota; Eurotiomycetes; Chaetothyriales; Herpotrichiellaceae. Bases 1 to 537 code for a protein of 178 amino acids. The record is from RefSeq and is a predicted model, not a curated record. The transcript has a single exon.